This is a messenger RNA of Dothidotthia symphoricarpi CBS 119687, 552 nucleotides long. RefSeq lists its product as uncharacterized. Lineage: Eukaryota; Fungi; Ascomycota; Dothideomycetes; Pleosporales; Dothidotthiaceae. The transcript has a single exon. The record is from RefSeq and is a predicted model, not a curated record. Bases 65 to 508 code for a protein of 147 amino acids.
AUCUACGGCCUCUCAUCACAUCACAUCGCCUACCAGAUUUCACUCUUCUAGUCCUACACCCAAGAUGCACACCACCACCCUCUUCACCCGAGUCAAGCAGCACUCACUCUUGUUCCUGCUCUUCUUCCCGACCCUACUCUCCCUAACACCACUAGCCUACUACACACUGGGCUACCCUCUUCCCAAACUUCUGCACAUCCCUACCUACCAUCUCACCUCCAUCCAUCUGCUCAUCCUCUGCAUCAUCACCGCCCUUCUGCUGGCCGAGCACCUACCCAAAAUCCCACGCAUCGCAAUCCUCGUUCUCUACAGCGCAUAUGUAUUUCUGCGCUGGGCAGUCUGCGGUGCAUGGACAUGGUUCCAGGGCAUGCCAGCGCACAUCGCACUUGAGGACCGUGGAAGGACCGUGGAACACCGGGUCAAGCACCUCGAGAAGGUAGUCGUCGGGUUGCAAAUCGAGCGUAAGUCGUGCAAUCUUAUGCCAUCCCCCUUGAUCUUUCAUGACUGAUAGUGGUGCAGAAACUCGUCUCGACGCCGAUCUCCGCAUUGCAU